CCAAACUCUCCUUCCUUUUUCUCCCCUCUCAACAAGCGAUCGAUCCCGUUUUGGGAAUCCGCGGUGGGUGAUGGUCUUUUUCUCUCUCCCGAUCACGUUCUCCUCACCAGAAACGAAUCCCCUAAGCGAUCCCGAUCCUCGCAGCUCCGAUUCUGCCGAGAAGUUCUUCCUUGAUGCUUUGUUGUUAGCUUGGCUGCUGUUGAUCUGGGAGUUGGCGUGAGAGAGAUGUUCGUGAGCAGGCCGGCAGUGCAACCCGUGGAGGCGCCGUCUCCCGUAAUUGCGGCCGAGAACCCGCCGAGGUUGAGGAUGAAGGAUAUCCAGGGCAUGCCGGGGACGGCCGGCGGCCUCGCCCUGCGCCUGUCUCAGUUUGGGUUAGCGGUCGCUGCGCUUGGCGUCAUGGAAUCCACCAGCAAUUUCGGAUUCGUCACUGUCUUCUGCUAUCUGAUUGCAGCAGCCAUCACGCAGAGCUUGUGGAGUAUCUCAUUAGCUUUUCUGGAUAUAUAUGCUCUUCUAGUCAAACGCUGCUUGCGGAAUCCCCGAGCUCUGUGUAUAUUUACCAUUGGGGAUGGGAUCAUAUCCACACUGACAUUUUCAGCUGCUUGUGCAUCUGCCGGCAUUACAAUUCUGCUUCGUGGUAAUGGCAGCAUAUGCUCACAUGAGCACUGCACAAGCUUUGAGACUGCCAUCGCCAUAGCCUUCAUCAGUUGUAUAUGAUUUCUUGCUAUGCACUUAGCAAAUGAUGAGAUCUGCAUCCAUUCAUACAUUCCGACGUGUCCAUCUGAGAAACGUACACCGAGCGCAGUCAAAGAGACGAGCUUGUUGAAAGUUAACGUGGAGUGUUGGAUCAUCUUAACCCUCUACUUUUAUUUGGAUGCAAAUGAAGAUUUCAACUGUCGAGCCAGGCUUCAAGCAUCAGACAUUGACAGAAGAAUGGCUAGGACGAGGCCGAGGUGCUCGAAAUCCUCCCUUGAUCUGCUAUCUCUCUUCUUCUUGCGGUUGAUCUUCUUCUGCCAUGCCCAGCAGCAGUCGUACACGGGCAACGAGCUGUUGAACUGCUUCGGCGCCAAUGACUCCUCCAAUCUGGGCUAUUCCUGCCAUGGCGGCACGCAUCACUCCUGCGCCUCCUACCUCACCUUCCGAUCCCAGGACGCCUACCAGACCCCGCAAGAGAUUGCAGACCUGCUUGGCGCCGAUGCCGCCAGCGUCGCCGCCAUCAACGGCAUCGAAGACACGACCUCGGUCGUUCCCCAGGGCGAGCUGGUCCUCGUGCCCACCACCUGCUCGUGCUCUGGCUUACACUACCAGCACAACGUCUCCUACACCGUGAAACCCGGUGACACCUACUUUACCGUCGCCAACAACACGUACCAGGGACUUUCCACCUGCCGGGCGCUCAUCGCCCAGAAUCCCUACGACCCCGUCAACAUCUCCAUCGGCGUCAGGUUUGUAGUCCCCCUCCGGUGCGCGUGCCCCACCGAGGACCAGGUUGCCGGCGGCAUCAAGUACCUGCUCACGUAUCUAGUCACUUGGGGCGACGAUCUCUCCUCGAUCGCCGGCCGGUUUCAUUCCGAGUUAUUGUUCCUGUUGAUGUAUCCCAACAACCUGACGGCCAACGCUACCCUCUACCCCUUCACGACUCUGUUGGUGCCCCUCGGAGAAGAGCCCACCAGGGUCUCCGAACCUGCCGCAUCGCCGCCGCCGCCGCUAGCUGAGGCAAGUGCUACAAUAACUAAUACUAAUCUCCGAAUCAAGUUGUCUAUCCGAUUCUUUGAUGUCUAAUAAUAUGCAUAGUGAGGGGGUAUUCGACGUGCAUGCAUGCCUCGAGUCGUCGGUUUGGAUCUGCUUUGCUCCUAUUUUGUAGCUAACCAUGCAAAAUUAUCAUCUAUCUUCUAAAUCUUUAGGAUUUUAUUGAAGUACUUUCGAUGUUUUUGCCA
Musa acuminata AAA Group (dessert banana) is the source of this 1934-nucleotide messenger RNA. RefSeq names its product CASP-like protein 5A1. Gene Ontology annotation, cellular component: membrane. The coding region runs from base 226 to 714 and encodes 162 amino acids. The record is from RefSeq and is a predicted model, not a curated record. NCBI's taxonomy places the organism in Eukaryota, Viridiplantae, Streptophyta, Magnoliopsida, Zingiberales, Musaceae. The transcript is spliced from 4 exons.